UAUAGCUCGAACUAUUCACAAUUCCUAAACAUUACCUUCCCUACCAUUCUUUCCUAAUUUAAAAAUUUGGAAGCCGUUUGUAUCGGUGGUCCCCAGGAUUUUGUUUCUUUCUCUCACUUCCUUUCUGGAAUCCAUUGCCAUAUAAUAUACUUCUAGCCUCAAUUUGUCAACAAAUCCCAGCGAACAUAUAAUUCCCGAGCCCUGUAAGUAUCCCCUUGCUUUCCUUGUACCUCUCUGACCUCUCGGCUCUUAAACCCUGCCUUUAAGACUUAAUGGUCUUGGAGGAACCGAGGGAAGAAGGAUAUGAAUGGCCGGGGGAAGAGAGGGACGGAAGUGGGGAGAUGGCUGGGAUUUGUGACGGCGGUUUGGGUGCAGUGCAUCUCCGGGAACAACUACACUUUCUCCAAUUACUCCAGAGCGCUGAAGUCGUUGAUGGGCCUCACUCAGCUGGAGCUCAACAAUCUCUCGGUGGCGAAGGACGUCGGCAAGGCCUUCGGCCUCCUUGCCGGUCUCGCCUCCGACCGCCUCUCCACCCCUCUCAUCCUCCUUAUCGGCUCCCUCGAAGGCUUCAUCGGCUACGGCGCCCAGUGGCUCGUCGUCCGCCGGUCCAUCCCACCUCUCCCCUACUGGCAGAUGUGCGUGUUCCUGUGCCUCGGCGGUAACAGUACCACGUGGAUGAACACGGCGGUUCUGGUCACCUGCAUGAGAAAUUUCCGGCGGAAUCGAGGGCCGGUGUCGGGGAUCUUGAAGGGCUACGUGGGUCUGAGCACCGCCAUCUUCACCGACUUCUUAUCCGCCCUCUUCGGCGACGACCCGGCCGCCUUCCUCCUCAUGCUCGCCGUCGUCCCGGCCGCUGUCUGCACCGCCGCCAUGUUCUUCCUCCGCGAGUCCCCCGCCGGUGCGGCAACGGCGGAGGACGAGACCGAGACCAAGUGCUUCGGGGCGAUAAACACGAUGGCGGUGGUCAUCGCGGUCUACCUCCUCGCCUACGACCUCACCGGCGACCACGGUGCUGCCGUGUCCCGCGUCUUCGCGGCCGUCCUCCUCGUCCUCCUCGCCACCCCGGCGGCGGUCCCGAUCUACGUAGCCUUCAAGGCAAGAUCCAAGAGCAUGGACAUGGAGGAGGGUGAGAUCAAAGAAGCUCUCCUGAUCGAGGAGGUGGCGGUGGCGCCGCCGGCCAUGGCGGAGGAGACGGAGGAGAGGAGGAGAGGGCCGGCGAUCGGGGAGGAGCACACGAUAUGGGAGGCGGCGAAGACGGUGGAUUUUUGGAUACUUUUUAUUUCGUUUUUGUGCGGGGUGGGGACGGGACUCGCGGUGAUGAAUAAUAUGGGGCAGAUGGGGCUGGCGAUGGGGUACAGGGAUGUCUCAAUAUUCGUGUCGAUGAUCAGCAUCUGGGGCUUCUUCGGCCGGAUCGGAUCGGGGUCCAUCUCCGAGUACUUCCUCAAGAAAACUGCAACGCCAAGACCAGUAUGGAACGCAGCCUCGCAGGUUCUAAUGGCAAGUGGUUACGUGGUCAUGGCCUUGGCCUGGCCGGGAUCCCUCUACGUUGGAUCCAUCGUGGUCGGGAUAUGCUACGGCGUCCGUAUCGCCAUCACAGUCCCUACUGCCUCUGAGCUCUUUGGCCUCAAGUACUAUGGCCUCAUCUACAACAUACUCAUUUUAAACCUUCCACUUGGCUCCUUCCUCUUCUCUGGCCUCCUCGCUGGGCUUCUCUACGACUCCCAGGCAAUCAAGAUGGCUGGAGGUGGCAACAUGUGUGUCGGUACCAACUGUUACAGGCUUGUGUUUCUGAUCAUGGCCUUUGCAUGCCUCAUUGGGUUUGGAUUGGAUGUGUUAUUGGCCGUCCGAACAAGGAAGGUAUACUUGAAGAUUCACAAUGAUAAGAAAUCGAGGAAGAUGGCAGCAGGGCGACAGAUGAUUGAGUAGCAAUUCUUCAAUUGUUGUUCUUUCUUUGGUUGGAUAUGUUGAUCUUAGACGGCAUGGAGGAUGGCAUCAGCCUUUGUAGAGAGUUUCACCAAGAAAGGGAAAGUGGCAAGUGAUUUUGGUGAUUUAGGCUUUCUGGCUUGUUUUAGUUGGUAGGCAAAAGAAGAUUGUAGAAUUGAAACAUGGGAAUACUGAAGUUCUAAAAACAAUGUCUUCUUAUUUUCUGGAAGCACGUUUCUGCUUCUAGACAACAAAUUGCUGAACAAGGAUAUGGCUGGGGCACUUGGAUGGCUUCUACUGUGAAUCUGAAGUAGAAAUAGUAAAAGUAACCUGUACCGAUAAACUGAUGCAAGCCCAUAUAAAGAUCACUCAUUUCUU
This is a messenger RNA of Elaeis guineensis (African oil palm), 2301 nucleotides long. RefSeq names its product protein NUCLEAR FUSION DEFECTIVE 4. The record is from RefSeq and is a predicted model, not a curated record. Gene Ontology annotation, cellular component: membrane. Lineage: Eukaryota; Viridiplantae; Streptophyta; Magnoliopsida; Arecales; Arecaceae.